Galendromus occidentalis (western predatory mite) is the source of this 921-nucleotide messenger RNA. RefSeq names its product protein spaetzle 5. The transcript has 6 exons. Gene Ontology annotation, biological process: innate immune response; central nervous system formation. The record is from RefSeq and is a predicted model, not a curated record. Gene Ontology annotation, cellular component: extracellular region. The coding region runs from base 129 to 755 and encodes 208 amino acids. Gene Ontology annotation, molecular function: growth factor activity; Toll binding. NCBI's taxonomy places the organism in Eukaryota, Metazoa, Arthropoda, Arachnida, Mesostigmata, Phytoseiidae.
AAUCCCUCUCCAGGGGAGGCUUGAUUUUGGAGCGCUUCUUGGAUCGCUCCUUCGCUUGGAAAAUCGCUCCUGAUUGAGCUUGCAGCAUCCCCGAAAUAGCCACGUGCAUCGUUCCACCAUCCCGGGGAAUGCUCGGAAGACCUUUGUUCUUCACCGCGGUCCUAUCGGUGAUGUCACAUGGCAACUCAGUGGAGCAGGGUCUCAAUAGAACAUCGAACGGUCAGGUCAAUUCAGACAGCGCCAGGAACGCCACAGAACAACUCUCCAGUAAAAUUUGCAAUCCCUUCUGUGAGACUGUCUCCCAUCCGCUGCCCGAUGACGUGCAAAUCGACAUCCUGAACAAUGAUGAAAAGAUGAAGCGAUACUUCAAUAAGGACGUCUUCAGAGACUUCGACCUCUAUAGAUCUCGCCAUUCGAGAGAUCCGGAAUACGUUCAGCUGUGCAAAACGCUCAUACAAUUCGAGCAGCCGGAGGCCGCUAUGGACGUACAUGGAACGCGGCAUUUCCUUCUGAACCCCCGGAAAGGAGAGUACGCGCAGAGGGUCGACGUCGAGAUCUGCCAGGAAUCUGGUCUACCGUGCGCCGAAAUCAACGACUAUGUCUCCCCCGGCACGGCUACUCGUUGCGAAACGCAAUUCUUCAAGAGAGGAAUGGUCGCGGUCAAUCCCGAAUCUCUGGAAACGUACGAAAUCGUUGUCCGGGUUCCGUCCGGUUGUAACUGCUUCAUACAGAAGACGCUGCUGGUGACUUCUUGAAAACAUACGCGUGCUUCGUGCGUGACAAGACCGUAGUCUAUCAAGACAUGAGAUCGAUCAGAUUGGUCUUGCCUGCAGAUCGUGGGAGACCAUUUCUCGAGGAUUCGAAAGAAACAGAGAACACGAAGGACAAUGCUUCGAAUAAAAAGACGAGAAGGUGAACACU